CAAACUCAGCAGAACGGAUCCUCGUCUCUGCUCCGGGUUUCGCCGGAAAGUGCAGAACUGAGCGACGGCGGUCAUGGCGGCGAGAGCGCCGAUCGUUCUCGCGGCGGUCGUUCAAUUGAAAGCCACAGAUUCAAAUGGCGUAACUCCUCCUCCUCCUCGGAACUCGACCCCUUUUCCCCGUCUCUCAAUUCCAAAGCCCUCUUGGAUCGUCAAAACGGAGUCAAAUGUUAGGAGAGAAAAAAGAAAGAAGCCAGAUCCACCUUGUGUGAAAUGCAAUGGAAGUGGAAGAGUUGACUGUCACCAUUGUUGUGGAAGAGGGAGGACAAAUUUUGUUCACCUAGAAAUGCUUCCAAAAGGGGAAUGGCCAAAAUGGUGCAGGACCUGUGGCGGAAGUGGUCUCGGCUAUUGCUCUCGAUGCCUCGGGACGGGGGAGUACAGGUAUAUUAUGGGCUUCCAAUUCAUGAAGAUGGAGAACAAUGAAACUGAAGAUCUCAAGAAGAAUGAGAAUCAAGCCAACCAACAACAUCACAGAAGCGCAGACUCCCUUCUAAAUGAUGAGGAGUUGAGUUGAAUUGCCCUGUUUCUAUGAAUUGGAUCUGUUCUAUAGGUUGUACAACAGUGUCCUCGAGUUCUGAAAAACUGCUCUGUUUCUAGAAGAUAAGCUCGAAGCUUACUAGUAAAUAAAUCAUUAAACAGUUGGGGGAUAUGAUAAAUUUGCCUCCAUUUUAGGAUGAUUUGGAAGUUAGAAAUCUUGCACCAUAUUGAUUGCCAAGAUGUGUUGUGAUUCAAAUGUAUUAUUUUUUUGGUCA
Molecule: messenger RNA, 809 nt
Organism: Momordica charantia (bitter melon)
Lineage: Eukaryota; Viridiplantae; Streptophyta; Magnoliopsida; Cucurbitales; Cucurbitaceae
Gene: ENA
Product: DnaJ/Hsp40 cysteine-rich domain superfamily protein
Source: RefSeq, a predicted model, not a curated record